AUGCACCUCCCCAGGUCUCUCUUGGUGCGAAACACUGUCCUUAUGAUUUCCAUAUUCUUCAUCUCUGGUACACAACAAUUCAACUAUGUCAAAACACCUUUUUAUAUUUACCCUGGUCUUAAUACAACUAUUGCUGUUCACUUGUUUGGAACAAAUUACCCAGAAGUGAAUGUGACUGCAGAAGUUGUGCAUGAUGACAGAGUUUUAGUAAAUGCCAGCAAAGUAUUUUAUAAUGAUUCUAUUGGACUGCUAACUCUUCCUGCACUUCCAAUGAACACAUCCUCAUCUAUCUAUGAUAUGGUUGUGACAGGAUCAUUUCAAGAUUCCUUGGUUUUUUCCCACAAAUCUUCACUGCAGACACAAACAUUGAAUAUGUGCUUUAUACAAACUGACAAAGAUGUCUAUAAUCCUGGAAAUGCGGUUAAAAUUAGAGUCAUAUCUGUAGAUUAUCAUCUGAGACCAUUCAACGGACAAGUGGACCUUGUAAUAAUGGACCCUAAAAAUAAUCCAGUCCAGAAGUGGUUGAAGUUGGACACUGAUAGAGGAAUUGUAUCAACUGAGUUUUUUCUGUCUGACAAUGCCAUGGCUGGCUUGUGGACAAUACAGACUACAAUAAGUGUAAGUACACCGUCAUUCAACAAUGUCUAUUGUUUCUCACUUUUCAACCAAAUAGAACUAAAUAGGAAUCUUGUGACGAACGCGCAAUUUGAGGUUCUUGGACAGGUUGAGCCCGAAUUCAGUGUUACAUUAAACGUGCCAUCUUUCUACAUUGAAUCAAAGAAGUUGAACCUCACUGGUGCUGUCAGCGCAAGAAGCAUAUUUGGUAAACCGCUAACAGGGAAUGUAACAGUUUACUUGAGCCCAUACUUUGACUAUUUACCCGCCAAAGGCUUUAAUAAAACCUAUAAGAUGAAGUUAGGAUCAGUACAUUUUAGUUUCACAAGUGAAGAAGUUUUAACGUUGUCGAAUAUGAGAGUGAUAAUUAUUACAGCGUUAGUGACUGAAGAACUGACAGGUAUUAUAACAAAGGCAUCAUCAAAUAUACAAAUUGUAAAUUCUGAGUACAGAUUUGCUAUAACCAGAAAACCAAUUACAUUUGAAAAUGAAACGUAUUUCAACACCGAGAUUCAGCUACUUCGAUUGGAUGAUGCACCAUUAGUAAAAGAAGAAAGAGAUAAAAAUAUCACUGUUACAGUUAUUCAAACAAGCGAUGAUAACUAUUUGCCAACGUCAAGCAAUAAUUUAAAAGACAAUGUCAACGUACAUACUUCGCACAGUUUGACUGUACAACAAUACAGAAUUCCAGAGUCUGGGGUCAUUAAUGUCAAAUUUCCACUGAUAGACCAUUUUCCAAUUACAGUGCUUGAGGCCCAAUAUCAAAAUAUUAGUCAGAAAUGGAAAAAGCUGAACAAUCAUAUUGGUGAUCUGUUAAUUCAAUUAACAAUACCAGACUCAAUGAAAACGGUUGGUGAAGCAUUUGAGGUACACGUUAGUUCCUACUUAGUGUUUCAGGAGCUGUACUACGUGGUUAUGGCCAAAGGAAUGAUAGUUUCAACGGGAAGAACAACUAAUACAUCAUUCACCCUAACCCCAGAACACUCCUGGGUUCCCUAUGCAUCAGUCAAUGUUCAUAUUCUUAAUAAUAAUGGCAUUAAUGUUGGUAUAGUGCAUGCUUCCUCUGAUGUUUUUUACAUCAAGGCUGCACCUAUGAAAAAGGUCUCUUUAUUGUGGAAUAAGAACAAAGUGAAGCCAUCUGAAAAUAUUUCUUUAACGGUUACUGUGGCAGAACCUCAGUCUUGGAUGGGACUGUGUGUUGUAGAAAAACAAGACAAUCCUGCAAACAGAAAUGGCUUAACUAUGAAAAGAGUGGAAACAGAACUUACUCGCUACAUUCAGAAUAAAACCAUUUCAGAAUGGAGUUCGUUUUUUAGAGAACCUCGAAUGGGAAUUAGGACUUUGCCGACAUCUUAUCCUGAGACAUGGCUUUGGCUUGACAACAACAACAUCUCGGGUGUCACUACCACUCUUAAAGUGACUGCCCCACAAAAAAACACUACUUGGGUGGCCAGUGGUUUUGCUAUUUCUGAGAGACUUGGACUACAACUUAUAGAGGAACCCAUUCAGCUAGAAGUAAUCCAGUCCUUCUUUAUUUCACUAAAUCUCCCAUACUCUGUAAUCAUGGGUGAACAGUUAGUUCUGGAAGCUACCCUGUUUAAUUAUUUAGCCGAAAACCAAGAGGUCACAGUUACACUGGAAGAUAAUGACUCAUUUGAAAUUAUUGCCCUAAAUUAUGAUGCCAGUACUGUAGCUGGUCAGAGGAAAGUGACCGUUCCCAGUCAGGAUACCAAGAAUGUUCUGUUCCCAGUAAAGCCAAAACAACUGGGUCAGAUCUCAUUUACAGUGAAAGCAACUUCCUCUGCUGCUUCAGAUAGUGUAACCAAGAAUAUAUUUGUAAAGGCUGAAGGAGUGAAGCAGUUCUAUUCUGAGUCGGUAUUAUUUCGAUUGGCCGCCACAGAAAGUUCACCCAAGGCUAUGUCAAAGAAUUUAUCAUUCACCUUUCCUUCAGAUGUUGUACAGGGAAGCAAGGAAGCAUUUGUCACGGCUGUUGGAGAUCUUCUUGGACCAUCUAUAGAAAGUCUUGAAUCUCUGAUCCAGAUGCCAUAUGGCUGUGGGGAGCAGAAUAUGAUUAACUUUGCACCAAACAUCUAUGUUCUUCAAUAUUUAAUGGCGACCAAACAGAUAACGGAGAAUAUUAGAGAGCGGGCCAUAAUCCACAUGUUACUAGGUUAUCAAAAGGAAUUAACAUUUAGGCGAGACGAUGGCUCAUUUAGUGCUUUUGGAAACAAUGAUGCUUCUGGAAGUUCUUGGCUUUCAGCAUUUGUGCUUCGAUGCUUCCUUCAAGCUCGGCCGUUUAUUUACAUAAGCCCAGACAUUUUAACCCAAACCGUAGAAUGGUUGGUUCAGUACCAGGAUAUGAACACUGGUGUAUUCUCAGAACCUGGGCGUGUUAUUCAUUCUGAGCUCCAGGGUGGGUUAAAUGGUCCCAUCACUCUUACUGCCUACAUACUUACCUCACUCAUUGAAGAUGAGGGAUAUAGGAAUCAACAUUCAUCUAGAGUGCUUAAAGCAGUGCAAUACCUUGAGAAUGAGUUUGAUAAAGGAAUUUCCAGUAACUACACCCUGUCGGUAGUAGCGUACGCUCUGUCUUUGGCAAAUAGCACUAAAGCAAAUGCAUCUCUUACUCAGCUCAGUUUGAGAGCAAACAACAUUGGAGGGCUGAAGUAUUGGUCUUCUCCUGCUGAACAUAAUGGGCAAACUAGCUCAUCAGAUAUCGAGACAGCAGCGUAUGCAUUACUGUCCCAUCAUAGACAGAAUCGUAUUUCUGAGGGAAUCCCUAUCAUGAGGUGGCUGAGUCAGCAGAGGACUAGUUUUGGGGGAUAUUAUUCUACCCAGGAUACAAUAGUGGCUCUGCAGGCUUUAUCGCAGUUUAUGGUUGCGGUACAAACGAUGGAAACUUCUUUAACCAUAACAAUUACCGGUCCAGGUUCAUUUGUGCCAAAAACAUUUCAGAUCAACAGUGGAAAUAUUCUGCUUUUACAAAGUCAGCAGAUUGCGGUUUCCCAACCACUAACAAUCAAUGUUACUGCAGCUGGAAGAGGACUAGUGAUUUUCCAGCUCAAUGUCAAUUAUAACCAGAGAGUAUCAUCCGCACGUAAGAGAAGAGCGCUUAGCUCAGAAGCAUUCAAGUUAGAUGUAAUAGUUAAUGAAGACAAAAACAACAUUUAUCGACUCUAUGUGAAUAUAUGCACAAGCUACCAAGGCCUUGGGAAUGAAAGCGGAAUGGCACUGUUGGAUUUUGGAUUUCUUAGUGGAUUCACAUUGGACCCAGCAGGAAUUCUUCUACAAGGAUCCCUUAAGUUGGUGGAGAAAAAGGAUGACAAAGUAUACCUUUACUAUGAUUCGGUGACCAAAACCCAGUUAUGUGUAUCCAUUCCAAUGAUUCGUGUUGCUUAUGUUGCUAGUUCUAAGGACGCAGUCGUUAAAAUUGUGGAUUAUUACAACCCAACAAACACAGCGACAAGAUCUUAUAAUUCUCUGAUGAUGAAAAGAGUUUCCUUUUGUGACUUCUGCGGACUGAACUGCACUCUUUGUAAAUCGAAUGUGUUGGUAAAGCCCCAACACAGCAACGCUAAUUCACUGUCAUUCCACUUCUUUUUAUUCUUUAUACUAAGCAUAUAUAAUAUUUUGCUGCAUUCAUCAUAUUAAUUUAUGAUUAGCGUUUUCUUUUUGGAAUUUGUUAUAAUCUAACAGUAUAUUUGGUUUAAAAAUAUAUAAAAGCAAUGUUCAACGUUUCAGAAUAUAAAUAAAUGUAUUACUUCAAGAGAAAACACAGUUGUGUUAUGCUUGUAUUCAUUUAUUUAUUAAAUAAAAAGAAUGAGCAAGGAUGCAAUUUAAAUUGCAAGAUACCACUAAAACUGUUGUUAUAUGUAUUUUUUAAAUUAAACAUGGAAGACACAGUUGUUUUCUACAACAAUCUAUUUUGUAAUUUGUUUAUUAAACUUCUGUAGUUUGUUUACUGUGA
This is a messenger RNA of Spea bombifrons (plains spadefoot toad), 4582 nucleotides long. Its product is annotated as CD109 antigen-like. Gene Ontology annotation, cellular component: extracellular region. Gene Ontology annotation, molecular function: endopeptidase inhibitor activity. Lineage: Eukaryota; Metazoa; Chordata; Amphibia; Anura; Pelobatidae. The record is from RefSeq and is a predicted model, not a curated record. The coding region runs from base 1 to 4266 and encodes 1421 amino acids. The transcript is spliced from 32 exons.